Messenger RNA from Colias croceus (clouded yellow), 1907 nucleotides. It is a transcript of the gene Sb, whose product is annotated as serine proteinase stubble-like. Gene Ontology annotation, molecular function: serine-type endopeptidase activity. The record is from RefSeq and is a predicted model, not a curated record. The coding region runs from base 182 to 1885 and encodes 567 amino acids. NCBI's taxonomy places the organism in Eukaryota, Metazoa, Arthropoda, Insecta, Lepidoptera, Pieridae. Gene Ontology annotation, biological process: proteolysis. The transcript has 10 exons.
AGUUCCGUUCGCACGUGUUAUUCGCGCGCCAUCUGUCCACUCGCGAAGUGCGUCCGAAAUACACCUGUGAUAGUGAUAUGGUUCUGUGUGCCAAUCGGAUUCCUUCUUAGUGCUAUUGAAAAAGGAGUGUGCUGGCAUCCUCAAAGUGCGGUAAUGCGCCGCGCGCGCUCUCACGCGACAUAUGCAUGCCGCCCGCGCACCCGGUGUGGUUGUGAUGUCAUGGUGGUGGACACUGGCGGUGCUGGCGCUGUCGGAGCCCGCCCGCGCCGCGCCCCGCGCGGGCAUCGGUGAGCAAUUUUACAGUUAUCAGAUGUCGCGCAAAUCAUGCGUGGCUGGCGGCGCGCGUGGUGCGUGCAUGUGGGUGCAGGAGUGCAACCGUGUUGGAGGCAAGCAUGCAGGCGUGUGUGUGGAUGGCUUUAUGUUCGGAUCUUGCUGUCGACUGCCAGACAAGCCUAUUGUUAUAGAAGAAACGUCAAGUCCAGUCACCAUCACAGACAAACCGUAUACAGCGCCACCUACCGAAGUAACGCAGGCACCGACUCGACCCACGGCACAAACGCAACGGCCCUCGUUCAUGACGAAACCAAUAGAUGGCGUUGCAUCAUAUAACUAUAGACCGCCAGAACUUAACCUGCCAGUCGGCAAUCUAGAAUCAAAUAGCGAACAAAAUAGUGAUAUAGUUAAUAAAAUAACGUAUAACAGUGUAAAUAAGUACCAAAAUGUAAAUAGGCCGAACGGCGAUGUGGAAGCUAGUCCCCACAACAAAAUCUCUUCUAGUCUUAGCCUAAUGCCGGGUGCGCGACCUAUGGCCGUGUCGGAACAACACGCUGAAAACAGUAUUUCUUCAGCGCACAUAAUGUCCAGGCCUAACAAUGUGAACACAAUGCACUGGCAAGCUACAACCGAGCCAGCAUUCAUAACCAAGCCUCGACCCUCAAACUGGGAGAAACCAGGCAAACCAAAACCAACCAAGAAGUUCACUACAACUACAAGCAAACCGCAUAAGAACUACAUGAAGCCGAAGGACCCAAUGAUGAAUAUGAUUAACAAGACUGAUGAUACCACGGCGCCGACUAUACACACUACAGCCGCGACGAGUAGUGUGGAAUGCGGUGUAACAUCAAUGUGGCCCCGUCCCGACUCGCGCAUCAUGGGCGGCAAGGACUCUACCUUCGGGCGCUGGCCCUGGCAGGUGUCCGUUCGACGGAACUCGUUCUUUGGCUUCUCCUCCACACACAGAUGUGGUGGAGCCAUUAUCAAUGAGGGCUGGAUUGCUACAGCUGGACACUGUGUUGAUGAUCUGCUAACAUCAGCAAUCCGAAUCCGCGUCGGCGAGUUCGACUUUUCCUCUGUAUCAGAACAGUACCCUUACGUAGAGCGUGGUGUAGCCAGAAAGGCAGUACAUCCGAAGUAUAAUUUCUUCACAUACGAAUAUGAUUUGGCGCUUGUAAAGUUGGAUGCUCCUGUGCAAUUUGCUCCCCAUAUAGCGCCAAUUUGUUUGCCGGCGACUGAUGAUCUGCUUGUGGGGGAGACUGCUACAGUUACGGGUUGGGGGAGACUGUCGGAGGGAGGCGUUCUGCCAUCUAUUUUACAAGAGGUGCAAGUACCAAUAGUUUCCAACGAGCGCUGCAAGUCGAUGUUCCUGCGCGCCGGGAGACACGAGUUCAUUCCCGACAUCUUCCUGUGCGCGGGACAUGAGGGCGGCGGACAUGAUUCCUGUCAGGGAGAUUCUGGAGGUCCAUUACAGGUCAAAGGCAAAGACCAGCGGUAUUUCCUAGCCGGGAUCAUAAGCUGGGGCAUAGGUUGUGGAGAAGCCAACUUACCGGGCGUUUGUACCAGGAUAUCCAAAUUUGUACCUUGGAUACUUCAAACUGUUAACUCCUGAGUGAUAAUGUAAAUUAAAGACU